AUGCCUAAAGUACAUGGUCAUCAUGAUCUUGCUUUAAAAUGUAACAUCACUUCAUCACUAAAGAAUCUCUGCAGCAAUUACAGCAUUGAAGAUAAUGCUUGGAGUACAGCUGGAAAUACUCAUAUUGUUGGUAUAUUGCCAAUGAGAGCUUCACCAUUCAUCUCACUUGUCAUUACAACUUCUGAAACAGAAACAGUGAAUUUUACUGUCAGCUCUCUUUCUCAAAGAAUAGCUAAUGGCUCAGUUACUUCUGGUACACCAACACACAUCAGUGACAGUAUAUUAAUAUCCUAUGCUGUUAGUAAUGAGUCUGAUCGAUAUAAAGGUAUACUGGUAUCAACUGGAACAGACAAAACACUGUCAGUAACUGUAGUAAUGAUGGAUAGUUUUAAUUCGGCAGGAGUGUAUGUUAACUAUCCAAUUUCAGUAUGUACUGUGAAUAAUCAUAGUUAUGUGUAUUAUGCUGUGUCUAUUGGUACAACUGAAACAACCUCAUUCUCAUCUCUUCUAAUAGUUUCUGGUAAUAAUAAUACCAAUAUAACAAUCACACCAACAGUGACUGUGACUAUACCACCCAAUCUCACUCAAUCAGGCCAUCAGACAGUUCUUAAUGCUGGACAAUCAAUAACAAUACAAUUACACUACCUGGAGACACUGUUGCUCAAACCAGUUGUAGCAUUGGCUGAUCUAACAGGAACAAAAGUUGAGUCCAGUAAACCACUAUCUGUCUAUUCUGGUCAUACGUGUGGUGUCAUUCCUCCUGAUAGAGAUGAUUGUGAUUUUGUUGGUGAACAAUUACCACCAGUAGUCUCAUGGGGCAAAGAGCUCCUGGUUCAGUCAUUUUAUAAUCGUCAAUCUGGUUACAUAUUGAAAAUAAUUGGAUCACAAAGUAAUACUAACAUUGAUAUAACGUGUGCUGAUGGUAGCAAUUAUUUCCUAUCCCUUCAAGAAGGUGGUGUACUCAAUCAAACUGUAUCCCAAACUAGUUGUUACAUCAAUUCAACUAGCCCAAUACUUGUAGCUCAGUUUGUACUUGGAUAUUUUCGUUAUAUGUAUGAACCUGGUGAUUCUGCUAUGACAAUCAUUCCUCCAUUACAUCAAUAUGGUAACAAUGUAACUAGUUUUUCUCUCAUUAGUCUAUUGGGUGCUCCUGUGUCUGUGAACCUUGUUGUGCUUGCUGCAGAUGAGUCAUCACAGAUACAAUUGAAUGGUACAGUUCUUCCAUCCCUCACAUCAAGCUCAUGGAAACGUUACAAUAGUUCUGUUGGAGGUUCUUAUGUAUUUAACAGCACUAUUAUAGAAGACAUAGAUUUUGGCGGUAAUUAUAUUGUUGAGAUUAGAGUUUGGUCUAAUAACAGUAACGACAAAAUAUUAGCAAUGGUGUAUGGUUUGGGGAGACUUUUUGGUUAUUCUUACACUGGAACUUUGAACCAGAGUCCAAUUGAAGCAUACGAAGGAGAAUAUUGUCAGGAUCUAAACUCCAUAGUCCCUAAUACUCCACCAGUCAUAGAAGCUAGUGAUACUUUUAUGAUAACAGUAGGAGAGAAAGCAUUAUACACACUACAUAUCACAGACCCUGGAGACACUAUCAGUGUUACUAUUGAUGGAGAGUUUCCUUACACACUUGAUCAAAAUGGAUCAAUAUGGACACUUAAUGUAACACUGUCUUCUUUUGUAGAAUUUUCCUUUAGUGUAAUAGCAAGUGACUCAUUCAAUGCAACAUCAGUAAUAACUCCUCAAGUAAGAAUUUGUGGUUGUCCUGCUGAUAGAGGUAACUGUACCUUUGAAGGUGUACAGAAUGCUUCCAGUAAUCCAUUGAUUUUAAUUUGCAAUUGUAUUGAAGCAUACAAAGGAGAUUAUUGUGAAGAUGAUUUUGAUGGUUGUACUGAAGUAUCAUGCUUCAAUGAUGCUACAUGUACUGAUGUACCAGCACCUGGAACUGGUGCCACUUGCCCACCUUGUCCUAGUGGAUACACUGGAGAUGGAUUAAUAUGUGAUGAUAUUGAUGAAUGUGAUUCAUCUAGUACCAGCAAUUGUUCUCAUUUCUGUAACAAUACUAUUGGUAGUUAUCACUGCACUUGUAUGCCUGGAUAUGAGCUUCAUAGUGAUGGAAGAUCAUGCAAUGAAAUUGAUGAAUGUGAGAGGCUACUUGAUAAUUGUCAGCAAGAAUGCAUGAAUACUGAUGGAUCUUUUAGUUGUAGUUGUUUUGAUGGAUUCUUACUACAAGAUGAUGGUCGUAGUUGUAAGAAUGAUCCUAGCAGAGAAUGUUUAGAUGAUAAUGAGUGUGAGCAGUUCUGUGUUUAUGAUAACUACACUGAGACUGAAAAUUGUUCUUGUCAAAGUGGGUAUAAUUUAUCCUCUAACAUGGAAAACUGCACAGAUAUUGAUGAGUGCUCAGCAACUAAUCCUUGCACUCAGAUUUGUAACAAUGCAAUAGGAAGCUUUGGGUGUAACUGUUUAGAUGGAUUUCAACUCCAGUCUGAUGGGUUUACUUGUACAGAUAUUGAUGAGUGUCUGGUGCUAAGCUCUUGUUCAGAGCCUAGAAUAAGAUGUGUGAAUAGUCCUGGAAGUUUUGACUGCUUCUGUCCACUAGGAACAGAAUUUCAAGAUGGAUCAUGCACAGUUAUUUUGCAACCAGUUCGUUCCUCAUCUUCUGAAUCAUUUCAUAUGUCUUCCUUACCUAAAAAUCCAAGUUUAUCAUAUUCUUUUUCUUUCUUUUCUUCAACUACUCCCUCACCAUCUUCUAUUCCAACUGUUCCAGCAAACUCAGGAGUGGUUGUUGUAUUAAAUGGAACCAAUGCAAGCACUUUUGAUGUAGAGAGUUUCAAGAAUGUAACAGCAGAGGCUUUGAAUGAAUAUUGUAGCAGUAAUAACUGUACCAGCGCUUUUUUGCAAAAUAGAAAAAGGUCAGCAACAAAUAGUAUUAUAGAACCUGAUGAUAUAGUUAUUACUGAAACAACUGAAACAAGUAAUGGACUAAAAGUGACGUUUUAUGUCAAAGGAAAAUCUGGAACUCCUGUUGAUGCCAGUGCAGUAGUGGCAGCUAUAAAGGCAGCUGAUUCAAGAUAUGUUAAUGCUGGGUUCACAAUUGCUAGUCUUACAUUACUAAAUCCACCAUCAACUACUAUUGUAGUGACACCUACUGCUUCAGCAACUCCUACAGAUGAUGGACUAUCUGCUGGACAAAUAGCAGGAAUAACAAUUGGAGUUGUAAUUGGAACCUUACUCAUGAUAAUGAUAAUAAUCAGUGUGGCCUGUCUUAUAUGCUAUAGGAAAAGAUCCAAUAAAGUUAUUAAUAGAGAAAAUAAUAGUGACUUUACUGUUGAAAAUCAAUAUCAAGAAACUAUUCCACCUACUCCUGCAGGUUCAGUCCGCAGUAUCAAAUUAAAAUUGGCCCAAGACUUUGACAGUAGUGAUGAAGAUGAAAGUGAAAGUGAAGAUGAUCUUAAGAGCAUCAUUAUGAAUGAAAGAGUAAAUUUAGGUGGCCAAGUUGAAAGUUUUGGUGUGAUGCCUGAAGAAUCUAAAGAAACUUUCCUCUAAAUAUUUUUGUGCUGAAUUUAUUGCUGUUUAGUAGAUCUUGUCUUUCCUUUCUGCAAUUUUAAUUUAGUCAGUGUUACUCCUUUAGUAAGUUUUGUAGUGUCUAUGGCUCGAUUUGUUUGUACUAACACUAGUCUAGUUAUUAAUCUAGUUAUUAAUAAUAGUUUAUCUAUUGUUAUUUUAAUAAACAA
Amphimedon queenslandica is the source of this 3728-nucleotide messenger RNA. RefSeq names its product IgGFc-binding protein-like. The record is from RefSeq and is a predicted model, not a curated record. The transcript has 17 exons. NCBI's taxonomy places the organism in Eukaryota, Metazoa, Porifera, Demospongiae, Haplosclerida, Niphatidae. Gene Ontology annotation, molecular function: calcium ion binding. The coding region runs from base 1 to 3540 and encodes 1179 amino acids.